Apus apus (common swift) is the source of this 632-nucleotide messenger RNA. It is a transcript of the gene RPS27A, whose product is annotated as ribosomal protein S27a. The transcript has 5 exons. The coding region runs from base 127 to 597 and encodes 156 amino acids. Gene Ontology annotation, molecular function: protein tag activity; structural constituent of ribosome; ubiquitin protein ligase binding. Gene Ontology annotation, biological process: protein ubiquitination; translation; modification-dependent protein catabolic process. NCBI's taxonomy places the organism in Eukaryota, Metazoa, Chordata, Aves, Apodiformes, Apodidae. Gene Ontology annotation, cellular component: nucleus; ribosome; cytoplasm. The record is from RefSeq and is a predicted model, not a curated record.
AGGCCGGCGCGGCGGCCUUUCGGGAGCCGCCAUUCCGCGGGCUGGUCGCGGCUCAGCUCCUCGCUCGGGUGCGGCCGCGUCUCCCCUCGCCCCGCCGCCCCCCGCCCCCCGGGCGCCGGCCUCGCCAUGCAGAUCUUCGUGAAGACCCUCACGGGGAAGACCAUCACCCUCGAGGUUGAGCCUUCUGAUACUAUAGAAAAUGUAAAAGCCAAGAUCCAGGAUAAGGAAGGCAUUCCUCCUGAUCAGCAGCGACUGAUUUUUGCGGGGAAGCAGCUAGAAGAUGGACGCACGCUGUCUGACUACAAUAUUCAAAAAGAAUCAACUCUUCACCUGGUGCUGAGACUUCGUGGUGGUGCCAAGAAGAGAAAGAAGAAGUCUUACACUACUCCCAAGAAGAACAAGCAUAAGAGAAAGAAGGUUAAGCUUGCAGUGCUGAAGUAUUACAAGGUCGAUGAGAAUGGCAAGAUCAGUCGUCUGCGCCGGGAGUGCCCCUCUGAGGAGUGUGGAGCUGGAGUCUUCAUGGCCAGUCACUUUGACAGACACUAUUGUGGCAAGUGCUGUCUGACAUACUGCUUCAAUAAACCAGAAGACAAGUAAAUGUACUAGACAAUAAAAAUCUGAAGUUCUGUACA